Molecule: messenger RNA, 2688 nt
Organism: Brettanomyces nanus
Lineage: Eukaryota; Fungi; Ascomycota; Pichiomycetes; Pichiales; Pichiaceae
Exons: 1
Coding region: 1-2688 (895 amino acids)
Biological process (GO): intracellular magnesium ion homeostasis; magnesium ion transmembrane transport
Cellular component (GO): plasma membrane
Molecular function (GO): magnesium ion transmembrane transporter activity
Source: RefSeq, a predicted model, not a curated record
AUGUCAGAUAAUGAGUUCAGUCCUCCCACAGAAGAGGUCACCGAUGCUAUGGGCCAGGUCUUUGAAGAUUUGGUGCCUUCUAAGAAUGUGAAAGAAAUUAAUACAGUUGAUGAUCCCAUAUAUGAUCAUAGGUAUCAUACCGGCAUGCUCCCUGAUAAGAGCUCACAAGCCGCGUCUAUCCAAUCGACACCUAUAGGUUCUGCUUCUGGUGCUACCACCGCCGCUAGAAAGGCAAGACAACCUAAGAGAAAUUUUGUCACCGGUCCGUCACCUUCAUGGAAUAAUAUAUCUGCGGGGGUUAGCAGUCCUCAGACAAAACUAGAGAACACUAGUGCUUCGGCGAUGAUAGGAUCACAUAGUCAUAGCAACGCACAACGAAAAUAUGGAACGACAACUCGAAAUUCCACCAGCGGAUUACAUUUUCGAAGUGAGCCAUCUGUUCCUGAUCUGAGCCGAUAUCAAGUGUCUCCGGUUCCUCCUAUUAUCAGUAACCAGGAUGUGUUCCUUCCUAGAGGCGGUGUUCGUCGUCGGGCCUACUCUGAAGUUGAUCAUAAUACCAGAAAUUAUAUGCUCAAUAGAGAGUACUCGCCAUUCGAUGAACAGGACGACAUGGGGGACGAUGAUAGUUCGGUUUACAUUUCUUCCAAUCCUUCGUCAAGGGAAGGUAGUAUUUCUUCGUCAAUUGACGAUGUCUGCUUCCCUGUUGAUACGAUUGAUGAUAGUGGGAAAAAGAGAAUGUGGCCAGAUAUUCAGAUUCUAGAAGAUUUUGCCAAUCAAGAGGCUGAAGAAAUCAAAAAGGUAAACGAAGCUUCUGCUGCGUUAAGCCAGGACUCUUCAGUGCCAGAGCCAGGAGAGGGUGUCAAUUUUGAGUACCCGUUGGUUUCCAACGUAGAUCAGGGAGACUCGUUGACCGAACCAUUGAUUCAAACUAAAGAAGAAGAGGCAAAUUUGAUAAAUGAAAGACUAAGACCACCUAAGCUCACACCCUGGGAUAUUCAACGUCACGAUAGUUUCAAAGCAAGACAAGCUAUGCUGGAAAAUUUUCGUUUCACCUACUUUCGUGAGGACUUGCCGGAGACUAUACAUUCUACCAACAUUUCAGGAUUGACUCGUAAAGAAAACACCACUUUCUCUGACUUGUUCUGUCCCUCAUAUUAUGGACCCAAAGUGCAACAGUCUCAAGCACAAACCUCACCUUUGAACUCGGAUAGUCUGCACAAUUAUGCCAGAGAAUCGACACCCCAAUUGUCACAGGCUAAUUCGAAGAUAUCCAAGAUAGGUACCGCUUCUACAACUCCUACCCCUUCUGUGGCAGACUACUCUCAUGUGGAGAAGCAAAAUGUGCCUGCAUUCUGGCUUGAUGUUUACAAUCCGACCGAAGACGAAAUGAAGGUAAUGUCGAAGACUUUCGGCAUUCAUCCCUUGACAACUGAAGACAUAUUCCUUGGAGAAGCUAGAGAAAAAGUCGAAUUAUUCAAGGACUAUUACUUUGUGUGUUUUACAUCAUUUGAUGUAGCGCAGGAGCACCACAGACAAAAAGCCAUUGAGAAGGCACACGCUUUAAGUGUUUUGGAAGAAGAGGAAGAGAGUCGCUCCAAAAAUGAGACUUGGUUCCAAAGAUUUCGUGAGUCAGUGGGGUUCAGUCGCAGGACCAGAAGUGAUAUUGACAGAGUUGACAUGUCGUCUCCCCUUUCUUCUAAGCCAUCCCUUAGACGGUCUACAGCAUCUACAAGUUCUCAAAAAACUAAGCUUGGCUCCAGACAGGAUGAAUUGGUUUCUUUGAAUAUGUAUAUCAUUGUUUUUGGAGACGGUGUUAUUACAUUUCAUUUUAGACCUACUCCACAUCCAAGCAAUGUCAGAAGGAGAGUUCGUCUAUUAAGAGAUUACUUAACCGUAACUUCUGAUUGGAUAGGAUAUGCUCUCAUAGAUGAUAUUACAGAUGCUUUUGCGCCAUUGAUUGAGAGCAUUGAAACGGAGGUGAAUGCUAUCGAAGAUGAAAUCUUAGUGAUGCAAAGUGGUGAGCAUUCUGAUAGCGAUGAUAGCAGCGAUGAGGAGGAUGAGGAGGACAGGGUUUGGGUGAGGCUAAAGAGAAGAAGUUCUACAGUUGGUGUAGGACAACAACGCUCCCUCAAGUCGUAUAAAUCUUCGUUGUCAUCAACCUCUUCUUCUUCUUCAAGUACAAAGAUAAUUAGUUGGAAGAGGAAGGGGGAUAUGUUGAGAAGAAUUGGUGAAUGCCGUAGAAGAGUGAUGUCCUUACUUCGUCUUUUGGGAACCAAGCCUGAUGUCAUUAAGGGCUUUGCCAAAAGAUGCAACGAGCAAUGGCAGGUGGCACCAAAAUCAGAAAUAGGAUUGUAUCUUGGUGAUAUUCAAGAUCAUGUAGUUACUAUGGUGCAAUCAUUAAAUCACUAUGAGAAAGUCCUUGCUAGAUCACAUUCGAACUAUCUUGCACAGAUUAACAUUGACAUGACAAAGGUGAAUAAUGAUAUGAAUGAUAUUCUUGGUAAGAUUACCAUUCUCGGUAGUAUAGUUCUUCCUUUGAACAUAAUCACUGGUUUAUGGGGUAUGAAUUGUCUUGUUCCUGGACAGGAUGUCGAGAACUUGAAGUGGUUUUGGGGUAUUCUUGCAGGUAUGAUGGCAUUUUCUAUGGCUUGCUAUCUGUACGCUAGGAGAGUUAGUGGAUUGGUUUGA